Messenger RNA from Ananas comosus (pineapple), 573 nucleotides. Its product is annotated as spidroin-1-like. The transcript has a single exon. Lineage: Eukaryota; Viridiplantae; Streptophyta; Magnoliopsida; Poales; Bromeliaceae. The record is from RefSeq and is a predicted model, not a curated record. The coding region runs from base 1 to 573 and encodes 190 amino acids.
AUGGCCGCCGGCGAUCGGGCGGCGGGCGCUCCGGCCGGUGAUGGGAGCAACAGGUCGGGGAGGUCCGGGGGAGGUGCUGGACGGCGGCGGGCAGCAGCUGGUGGCGCGGCGGCGGAGAUCGGGCCCGCGCACUUCCUCUCGGGCUGGAGCUUGCCGGCGGCGAGGCGGCGACCGGGGGAGGUCGGGGCGGCGAUGAUCCGGUGCCUGGGACCAAGGGGGAGGUGGUGCUCACCUCAGAGGGCAACGGCAGUGCACGGGAGUGGCGCGGCUCCAAGGUCGGCCCGCACAGGACCCGAGCGGCGGCGGGAGACCUUGGCGGCGGCCGGCGGGGCGCGGGGACGGCCGGGGACGCGCGCGCCGGGUUGCUGGAGGUCGCCGGGGUCGACAGGGGGGCUUGGCCGCAGGGGAAGUGCGUCCAAAGCGCCCCGCAAGCCUGACUCGGCCUGGCUCGGGUCUGGGCAGACCGGCUGGCUGCUGAGCCUCUUUCGCGGCCUCGGCGACGCUCGGGGGCGGCCGGAAUGCGAGCACGGCAAGGCAGGGAGGUGCUGGGAUGGCAGGGGCGGCUGGGGUUAG